AUGCCCCCCGCCAUCACUCACAAAAAUCACACCCGCGUGCGGGUAGGGCGUCUGCGCAGAGCAUCCACUGCUGCAGCGAACCCCUUCGAGGUCGUCGAGCGUAUCCGCCGCCACACGUCCGAAAAGUCACUGUUUUACUCUGAUGUCUACCGGCGCAUCAAUAGCGGCAAUUACCGCCUCACCGAUGCCAUUGAUGACGCGUCUUUCCUAUCCGACAUGGACAAGGCCUCUGGGAGAUUUGUCCUGGCCGAGAUUGUCGCGAUCGAGGGGCGGAUGCACGUGGUGGAGUGCGCGUACCGGUGGGCGAGGGGGGCCGGAAUCGUGGACGUGCUCAACGGCCCAGACCCUGACGAGAUGCGCGACGCAGCCCUCGCGCCUUUGAUUCGCAACCAGCGCUCUUUCGACCGACUGUUCGUCAACGUCCAGGCGCUACUGUGCGACAUUGACGCCGUCGAGGGCCAGGUGCGCACGCUAGGCUUCCUUCUCGAGAUACUAGAAAUAAUUUAG
Molecule: messenger RNA, 507 nt
Organism: Cutaneotrichosporon cavernicola
Lineage: Eukaryota; Fungi; Basidiomycota; Tremellomycetes; Trichosporonales; Trichosporonaceae
Exons: 3
Coding region: 1-507 (168 amino acids)
Source: RefSeq, a predicted model, not a curated record